Hemiscyllium ocellatum (epaulette shark) is the source of this 4943-nucleotide messenger RNA. RefSeq names its product required for meiotic nuclear division 5 homolog B (gene rmnd5b). Gene Ontology annotation, cellular component: nucleus; GID complex; cytoplasm. The transcript has 9 exons. Lineage: Eukaryota; Metazoa; Chordata; Chondrichthyes; Orectolobiformes; Hemiscylliidae. Gene Ontology annotation, molecular function: protein binding; ubiquitin protein ligase activity. Bases 569 to 1747 code for a protein of 392 amino acids. The record is from RefSeq and is a predicted model, not a curated record. Gene Ontology annotation, biological process: proteasome-mediated ubiquitin-dependent protein catabolic process.
GACUGUCAGGAGCUGCUGCUGUUACAGCUACACUCAUACUCAUGUGUGCUCUUUCUGCUGUCAUUGUGUGAGGAUUGCAGCCUGCUGCUGGCGCUCUGAGUGGGGUUUGUCCCGGGCACUGCCACGAUGUUUCUGGUGUGUGUUGCUGUGUUUCUGACUGUCUGUGUGUAAACUCAGGGGCUCACUUUCUGGAAGGCGUCCUCCAGACCAGCCCCUGUGUCUCUAGAGUGCCAGGGUCUAUGACUGAUGCUAAACUUUCAGCACUGAGUUUCCCAGCCAAGCUCUAGCCUGGCUCUGACUAUGCCCACAUCAGGGUCUGUCCUUUUGUCUUAAGUUCUGCUCUCUCAUUCUACCAUCCUGUGCCUGAUGUUGUGGAUUUAAUGCUUUGUCUCAGCCAGUCCCUGAUGCAGUUGGUUUAGCUACAAGGGUCCCUUGGGCCCCCUCCCAGGUACUUGUGUUUAGUGUGUGUUCUGUACCUAGAGUGGGUUUACCUGUGUAGGUCCUGCUGGCUGACUCUAAAUUACCCCAGCCCUGUCUGUGUGUGUCUGUCCCUCUGUGUCUCUGCCUCAUGGACCAGUGUGUCUGCGUGGAACGGGAGCUGGAGAAAGUGCUGCACAAGUUCCUAAUGUAUGGCCAGCACUGCGACCGCAGCUUGGAGGAACUGGUACAAUAUGUCAGCAGCCUCCGACAGGAGUUAUCCAGUGCAGGUCGCCUCGAUGCCCAGUUGUCAGCAACACUGUUGCUGGUCAUGUCCCAGUGCUGUAAGAAGAUAAAGGACACAGUCCAGAAACUGGCCUCCGAUCACAAAGAUAUUCAUGGCAGUGUCUCCAAAGUGGGAAAGGCUAUCGACAGGAACUUCGACACUGAUGUGAGUGCUGUGGGCGUAGACGGUGUCUGGGAUUCCAGUGAGAAGCAGCAGUCCUUGAGUGAGGCUGUAGUCGAACAUUUGUACCGACAGGGGUUGUUAAAUGUUGCUGAAGAACUGUGCCAGGAAUCUGGAAUAUGUAUUGAUCUCAGUCAGAAGGAGCCUUUUCUGGAAUUGAACAGGAUUCUAGAGGCACUACGAAUGCGAGACUUAAGGCCAGCAUUGGAGUGGGCCAUGGCCAAACGGGAGAAGCUGUUGGCUUUGAACAGCACGCUGGAGUUCAAGUUGCACCGGUUGUAUUUCAUUAGCCUCCUGACCGGGGGGAUCAUCAACCAGAUUGAAGCCCUGGAGUACGCCAAGAACUUCCAACCGUUCGCCCAGCAACAUCAAGGAGACAUCCAGGUGUUGAUGGGGAGCCUGGUUUACCUGCGACAUGGCGUUGCAAACUCUCCGUACCUCCACCUGCUGGACUCCAACCAAUGGGCUGACAUCUGUGACAUAUUCACCCGGGAUGCCUGUACCCUCCUUGGUCUGUCAGUCGAAUCACCUCUCAGUGUCAGUUUUUCUGCUGGUUGCUUGGCGUUGCCUGUUCUGCUGAAUAUUAAAGCAGUGAUUGAGCAGCAGCAGUGUACAGAGAUAUGGAGCCAAAAGGAUGAGCUUCCAAUUGAGAUCGAGCUGGGGAAGAAAUGCUGGUACCACUCAGUCUUUGCCUGCCCCAUCCUUCGACAGCAAGCGACCGAAUCCAAUCCUCCCAUGAAGCUGAUCUGUGGACAUGUCAUCUCCAGAGACGCACUAAACAAACUGAUCAAUGGGGGAAAGUUAAAGUGCCCCUAUUGUCCAAUGGAACAAGCUCCUGCAGAUGCCAAACGGAUCUAUUUUUGAAGACUGGCUUUGUGCCCAGUGGAUAUUAUGCCUCUUGUUGGCGAUGGGCUGUAUUAGGGUGUGUCUGGGUUAGUACUGUCUUAUUGUGACCAGUCUCGGCAAGUAAAUGCUGUGAGUGUGAUUCGCCCUGGACUGCGCUGAUGUGGGCUUGGCGGGUGCUUUUUGGAUAGUUCCCCUCCAUCCCUCCCACGUCCACACAACCUCCCCCCCCCCCCCCCCCCCCCCCCCCCCGGCCCCCAACGAUCCCUUGUAAGACCUGCACUUUGUUUGCACUAAUAUGGUUAGUCAUGAACUCCUAUCUAACAACACCCCCCCCCCCCCCCCCCCCAACCUCAUUCCCCCUUCCCUCCUCCCUGUCCCCACACGUGCGCACGCAAAGUAAAGCCUGUAACCAGUGGUUUACUGACAAUUGCAGAACAGGUUUGCUGUCAGUUGAUGUUAUGAUCCCUGUGUUGAAAAGUCAUUCCACAGUAUACCAGAGAAACUCCAGUAUCUUCACAAGUUGUCUGUGCCUACACUGACACUGUUUACCAUUGCAGAGUUGAAUGGUGUGUAUUUUUAAUGAGUAAGAUUUAAUUGUUGCCAUUUGAGAAUGGCUGACCGAUUUCUGUUCUACUUUUCCCCAGUCUGGGAGCGAUAUAAUGCAGUGUCACUCAUUGGCAUUUCAAUGUGGUUUGUAGAUUCAAAGGCUCUUUGACAGUGUUAGCCUGAAGGUAGGGAUUGAGCUCCAAGUGGGGAAUGGGACAGUGUGGUUGGUCCAAACCUCGCAUUUCCCUGAAAUGGGGCACCAACAGGAGGGGAGAGAGCAACUGAAUAAAACAGUAUGUAUUUGAUAGGCAUAUCAGUGAGAUUCUUUACAGAUGGUCUCCGAUCAUAUACAUCAGUACCUUAGUUCUUUAUGGACUGCGAAAUUAAGCUUCUCCCUCAACAAAUCCUGAUUUAGUCUUCGAGUCUAAAGUCAGAGAAUUAAACAUUUUUUAAAAAAGAUUGAUUUAAUUGUAAUAAUGGCAGUCAACAUGUCAGGAUGGAUGGAGUGCUAUUGAAUUGUACAGUAAACCCCAGAAUAUAGGUGUUGUUGCUGCUAAGUUCCCUGGUCUUAGCCAGAACACGAGAUGGAGUACUAUUGUGUACUUGAGCUGGGGAAAAGGAGGAAAUCAUUUAGUCAAUUUGCUCUUUAUCUACUGAUCUCGAUUAAAAUGUUAUGCAUGUGUUGAACAGCACAGCGAUGAGGGUACCUUCUAUAGUUGAUAGUCUUGUAAAUCUCGUUUACCUGGCCUCCCUCUGAGCAUGGUAUCAGAGAGCAGUCAAUAUCUGUGAGACAGUCCCUUGCUUAAGUGUCCGUGCUGUCAGAAGAUGUUAAGAAAGGGCGCGAUGUUUUGCUUCAGUCACCCAUGUUCUUGAUUCAAACUUUGCAAAUCAAAUGAGAAAAUCAAUUUGAUGUUUCUGUAGCAGCCCAAUCUAUCAUUCACUCAACAGACAUUGAAGCAAGGACAUGUACUGUUGAUUAUUUGGAUUUUUGUCUGGGAUUGGCUAGGUUUAAAACAGUGUUUUGAAAGAGGGGUUGAUUGUGUUGAUGUUGAGCCCAGAGCCAAUGGGAGGGGGUAGAGUUAAUCAUGUUGUGAUGACUAGUCAAUAUUCAUCAGAACUCAACAUUUUAAACAUUGACCUUUUUUAUUUAUAAUUGCAAGUUGUACUUUAUUGUUUUUGAACAUAUUAUGUUGUAUUUAAUAUAACCCUGUAAUUGUGCCUUUUCAGAUGGUGUUUGUUUUCUGUGACACAUCACUGUAAUUGCCUCUUGCACUAGCACCAAUUUGGUGACAGUAACAAGUCAGCCAUGACUUCCCACAAGCUGCAGGUUGUGGGGUUGGAGGUGGACACAGAACUGAAUUCUGUCAAUUAAAACAAAACUGGUGGCCCAGUGGUGACCUUUUUUGUUCUUUCUAAAGAGCCUGUCAUUGCUUAAUUAUAAACUGCUUAUAGCUAAAAGUAGCUGCCUUAAGCUAUGUUCAUGAAGCAGGUGUUAAGUCCCAGACAACUGGGCAAUAGGUCACUUCAUGGUUCUAUAGAAUGUGGAAAAGUAAUCUGCUUCAAUCUGGCAAAUUCCAUCAAGCUGAGGCAUUGGUUCAGCUCCAAUUCAGACCAGAUUAAAGCCUCUCCCAGCUUCUAAGUACUGAGGGUGGAACAGAAUGUACUCUGUGUCUGUCAGUCUGUGCUUCCCACACUGUCAGCCAUGUGCUCUCUUGUGGCCCACUUGGUGCCUCUUGGAAGGUGCAGGGGGUUACAUUUGGAUUUCUUGUUCCUUCCCUCCCACCUUCUCCCAGCGCUGCACACAUGCCAAAGUCACCAGGACAAUGAAGAAAACAAUGGCUUGGUCAAUAGACUUCAUCCAAAGUAAUGUCCUUCCAUUUGCAAAAACAAAACCGGUUCACAUUUGUUGUUUCACGGUGAAACUGCGGUGGUAGAAAUUUGUGUUUUGGUCAAACCAAGUAGCGGAUAUUGCAAUAGGAGGUUUCACCUACAUAAUGUAUUCUUCGACCAUUGCAAGAAGUAAUUAGGAGGCACUGAAAGUUUAUUAAAAUAUUGUAAUUUUAGGUGUUCGAGCCAAUAAUGACAGAUGCAGAAUGUCGAGCCCAAAUUUACCUGCAGUGGGUUGAAUGUAGACGUUCUGGAAACAAAGCAUGAACAUUAGAUAAAGAUGCUGCUUUACACCAACCACAAACAGUAGCUGUUUCUGAUGACACACUGUGCUAAAGGUGGGUGUGAUCGCUUUGAAACUGGCCUCAGAUUCUCUCUCCCCUAGGAAGGAGAGUGCAAAUGUUUCUGAAUUGUUACGGUCACAAAGAUGAUGGUUUCCCAAUCCUUUCUUGCUCUGGUUUUAGUUUGGACAGUGUGUGAGAGUUUAGGAGCUUUGCUCUGUUCCAGAAGCUGUUGUUAAAAUUCUGAGCUUGCUUGUCAACUAUCCUCUUUCAAGGUUAGGACAUUGCGAAGGUCCUGGAACACCUGGCAAUCAGCAGUUUGGAGGGUUCAACACUGAUUUAAUUUUAGACUGUUACAUGACUUUUAAAUUAUAUUACAAAUAACUAUUAUGUUAUUUUAGAGUAAAGAUGUUUAAUAAAUAUGUUGAAAUGCUUUUGUGAAUGAGAUUGUUUUCUGUUUUGCACCUACGAUAUUAAAAAGGAAAUGCACAACGAAUUCA